CCCGGAUAACGUUGCCCGCGCACACAAAUGACAGAAGCAGAUCCUUUGUGGCAGGAUAGAGACGUCCGAUUUGACAUCAGCUUACAGCAGAUGCAGUUGAGGACGGGAGAGGUGCUGGUCGAUCGCCUAGAUUCUGUAGAAGAUACGAAGGGAAACAACGGAGAUAGAGGAAAACUAUUGAUUACGAACUUGAGGUUGAUGUGGUUUUCUCAAGCUGUUCCCAGAGUGAACUUAUCUGUUGGUUACAAUUGUAUUAGCAGUAUUUCGUCACGAUCAGUCACCUCGAAACUAAGAGGCCACACCGAAGCAUUACACAUCCUUACCAAGUGCAACAACACAAGAUUUGAGUUCAUCUUCACCAACUUGGUAGCCGGAUCUCCUCGCCUCUUUUCAUCUGUGCUAGCAAUAGUAAAAGCUUAUGAGAGCUCCAAAAUGUAUCGUGAGUUGAAGCUGCGGGGAGCUCUGCUGCAGAAUAAACAGUUGAAAUUGCUGCCUCAGGAACAGAUCUAUUCAAAGAUUGAAGGUGUUUGGAAUCUCUCUAGUGAUCAGGGAAAUCUUGGAACAUUCUUUAUUACGAAUGUUCGUCUGGUCUGGCAUGCCAACAUGAACGAAAGCUUCAACAUCAGCAUUCCCUAUUUGCAGAUGAAGUCAGUGAGGAUACGGGAUUCAAAGUUUGGUCAAGCAUUGGUGGUAGAGAGUUCACAACAGAGUGGCGGUUAUGUUUUGGGAUUUCGCAUUGACCCACGCGAGAAGUUGAAGGAAGCAGUGAAGGAGAUACAAACACUACACAAAGUGUUUACCGCAUCACCAGUCUUUGGUGUUCAAUUUCUACAAGAAGAAUUUCAGCCUGUUGAAGAGCUCAACAGUUUGCCUGUCGAGGAUGAUGUUGAAGUUGUGAGUGAGCAGCUACCAAGAGAUGCUUUUGCUGCAUACUUUGCUGAUGCCAAUAAGACUUGUGAUCGUGAGCCAGUCUUCUCACCAGAGUUGGGACUAGCAAUCGAGAAACUUCCCGAAGGCUUCACAUUGGCAAGUCUUUGGGAAGUCUGUUAACAAUACAUUUACUGAUAAUUUAGUGACGUCAUCUGGAAGGUGACUAGCAGAUGCUUUUAGUCUGUGGAUGUAUGUACAAAGUAAAUCCAA
Molecule: messenger RNA, 1140 nt
Organism: Corticium candelabrum
Lineage: Eukaryota; Metazoa; Porifera; Homoscleromorpha; Homosclerophorida; Plakinidae
Product: Bardet-Biedl syndrome 5 protein homolog
Exons: 16
Coding region: 28-1050 (340 amino acids)
Biological process (GO): intracellular transport; cilium assembly
Cellular component (GO): ciliary basal body; BBSome
Molecular function (GO): phosphatidylinositol-3-phosphate binding
Source: RefSeq, a predicted model, not a curated record